UGUCGCUGUGGAACUGGCCGGGCCCGUAACCUGGCGGCGGUGUGGAAGAUGGAUGCAGGGGAGGCCGGCGCGGGUGGCAGGGCGGGGAGCAGCGCCGACAGCCUGGCCGAGGAAGAGGAGGAGGAGGACGACGAGGGGGGUCCCGGCAGCGGGCGGUCCAGCCGCACCUCGUCGCUGGUGAGCGGGCUGCUCACCGAGCUGUACAGCGCCGCUGAGGCGGCCGCCCCUUCGGGCAGCGCCCGCUCCCGCGCCCUCCGUGAGCUGCAGCAGCGGCCGAGCCAGGUCAAGUACCUGCGGCUGAAAGAUGUUGAUGAAUUAACAACUAUAAAGCAAGAACUGAAUUACAGAAUUUCUAUUCAAUCAGCAAAGUUGCUUCGUCUUCUGAAGCAGAAAGACAGGCUUGUACAAAAAGUCCAGAAGAAUUGCGACAUUGUUACAGCUUGUUUGCAGGCGGUUUCCCAGAAACGGUGGGUUGAUACAAAAUUGAAAUUCACUCUUGAACCAUCUUUAGGUCAGAAUGGUUUUCAGCAGUGGCAUGAUGCGCUCAAAGCAGUGGCCAGACUGCCGACAGGCAUCCCAAAGGAGUGGCGGAGAAAGGUUUGGCUGACCCUAGCUGAUCAGUACUUACACAGUAUAGCAAUUGACUGGGACAAAACCAUGCGUUUCACAUUCAAUGAAAGAAGUAAUCCUGAUGAUGACUCUAUGGGCAUCCAGAUAGUAAAGGACCUUCACCGAACUGGUUGCAGUUCUUACUGCGGCCAGGAGGCAGAGCAAGAUCGAGUGGUAUUAAAGCGCGUUUUGCUGGCUUAUGCCAGAUGGAACAAAUCUGUUGGCUAUUGUCAAGGAUUUAACAUACUAGCUGCACUUAUUCUGGAAGUAAUGGAGGGCAAUGAAGGGGAUGCCCUGAAAAUCAUGAUUUACCUGAUUGAUAAGGUGCUUCCUGAUAGCUACUUUGUCAAUAAUCUCCGUGCUCUCUCUGUGGAUAUGGCUGUUUUCCGAGAUCUUUUACAAAUGAAGCUUCCUGAACUGUCCCAGCACUUAGACACCUUGCAAAGAGCUGCUAACAGAGAAAGUGGAGGAGGCUACGAACCCCCACUUACAAAUGUUUUCACAAUGCAGUGGUUUCUGACACUCUUUGCCACUUGUCUGCCUAACCAUACAGUUCUGAAGAUCUGGGAUUCAGUAUUCUUUGAAGGCUCUGAAAUUAUCCUGAGAGUAGCUUUGGCUAUCUGGGCGAAGCUCGGAGAGCAAAUAGAGUGUUGUGAAACUGCAGAUGAGUUUUACAGUACCAUGGGCAAGCUGACCCAGGAGAUGCUUGAAGACAGUCUGAUUGACAGCAAUGAACUUAUGCAGACUGUUUAUACCAUGGCUCAGUUUCCCUUCCCACAACUGGCAGAAUUAAGGGAGAAGUACACAUACAACAUUACUCCUUUUCCUGCAGCAGUAAAAUCAACUUCAUUUUCAGGAAGGUUAGGCAGAACCAGAGACAGUGAUGAAGAGAAUGACUUAGAUGAUGAAGACUCAAUUGCAAAUGCAAUUGGCUGUCUUGGACCAUUAAGUGGGUUUUUGGCACCAGAGCUGCAAAAAUACCAAAAACAGAUGAAAGAUCAGAAUGAAGAACAAAGUCUCGGUUCCAGUAACAUUGCAGAGUUAAGUCCAGGAGCAAUAGACUCUUGCCGAAGCGACUAUCAUGCUGCUUUUAACAGCAUGAUGAUGGAGCGUAUGACCACUGAUAUUAAUGCACUGAAAAAGCAAUAUUCCAGGAUAAAGAAGAAGCAGCAACAGCAGGUUCACCAUGUAUAUAUCAGAGCAGACAAGGGGCCAGUUACCAGCCUCCUCCCUUCUCAGGUAAACCAUUCCCCGGUGAUAAACCACCUCCUUUUAGGAAAGAAGAUGAAAUUGAAUAACAGGUCUCUCAAAAAUGCUGUUAUUCACAUCCCAAGUCAUGCUACAGGGAAGAUGUCUCCCAUUCCCCAAGAAGAUCUUAAAACAAAACUCAACUCUCCAUGGCGCACUCACAUAAGAGUUCAUCGGAAGAAUAUUGCUAGGGCCAAAGGCCAGCUGGGCUAUGGGGAUACCGUAGGACUGAUAGAUGAGCAGAGUGAGAGCUGUAAAACAAGUAGUCCUGGUGCAAAGGAGGAGACUUCCGAACAUUCUGACUUUGGAGAAAGAGAAGGAAGUGGUUUGGAUAACAGGACUACUCAGAAAGCUGAUCAGCAGUUGUCUGAGCGGCUCUCUGGGGGCAGCAGUACAAACAUGGCAGUGAUUCAGCUAAAACUGGAAGCACUUGAACUCACCUCAGAUAGCAAAACCGACGCUGAGUCAACACCCCGUCAGUCCAGCCAGCCACGUUUAUCAGAGUCCUCCACUUCAUCCAGAGACAGUGGAAACCUGGCUAAAUUGCCCCAACCUGUGAACCCAAAGCCACAAGUCUUCAAUCCUUUUCCCAGUGUCAAGCCUCUUCGAAAGUCAGCUACAGCCAGGAAUUUAGGGCUGUAUGGCCCCACUGAAAGAACGCCAACUGUACACUUCCCACAAAUGAGCAGAAGUUUCAAUAAGUCUGCCAGUGGCAACAGUGGGACCAGGAAACGAUGAAUACAAAAACUACAAAAAAAUUGUAUUACCCUUUUUUUUUAAUGUAUGCAUGUGUAUGUGUAUCCCAGAGUGUUUCUAAUCUUUAAGUAAUGGAGACAAAAGUGGUUACCAGAUGCAUAAAUAGGUGUCUUUGAAAAUUGUGUUCCUGUGUUGUUAUGGGAUGGAUUAGUGAAAAUGUGCUCUGGCACCCUAUUGUCAAUUCUGAUGGUCCUGUGUAAAAUAAACAUUAAUUUGCAGUGCAAAGCAUGCUGUUUCUUUAAAUCUAACUCAGAUAUUAAAUCACCAGCUGCCUUUAGCCCUUCAGCCCCCCAUGGCUGCCUCCUGUCUUUCUGAGCUCGAAGGACAAAUUGUCCAGUGCAGCAGACGGGUAUAACAGUUUUCGUGACUGUUACGCAGCUUCCCCAUUAGACCUCAUCCUCACGCUCCAUGAGAGCCAAAGAAGCCAUGACUUAACAGAAGCACAAGCAGUCCUAGCAAUCAAAAGUAUCACUUCAUGACAUCUGGCUUCAGAUGUUCUUUAAGCAGCAUUUUGUGCUUCUCUUCCCACAGCAAUUCUCUGCUGAUACUGUUUUUAAUAUAAAUGUAGUCAGUGAGCAUGAGAAUAGCAGACAUAAGUCCAUCCGCAACACUGAUUUGCUCCUUUUCUGUUACAUGUGUACAUACAUACAUUUCUGUUACUUACUGCUGGAGAGUUGCAGCACUGUAAAAUUAGGAAUUAGGUACAACUAUAUGUGUAGUUGUAUGAUUAUUAUUAUGGCACAUCUUGGCUUCAAUGGAUUUAAAAGCUAUUAUCUAGAUUAGAUUUGUAGUUAAAUAAUAAUUGCCAGCUUACCGGUAGGUAAAAUAUAUGAAUGUUCCAAAGUAGUUUAGGGUUUUAAAUUCUUUAAAUAGAGUGAUUAGAUACUUAGAGUGCCGCUUCCCAUUAGAAGCCAACACAUCAGCCAGUAUGUUAAUGGGAUGGACCCACGGGCUUCCAUGGCUUGGUUCCUUUUUGGUGUGAAAGAGAAAUGGCAAAGUGAUAAACUGAAUGUUUACUUCCAAAUUAAAAAGUGCAAAGCUGGUGAAUAUCAUAAGACAAGUACUAUGUAUGUGUAUAUAUACAUAUAUAUAUAUAUGUGUGUGUGUAUAUAUAUAUAUUCCAGAGGCAGGCAGAGAAACUAAACGUGGAUAAUUCAACUUCAGGGUUGCAAAAUCAAACACUCAAAUUCCAAGAAAUUCAGAUUGCUCUUAAAAUGUUGUAGCUCUGCUAAAUUGUGUGUACUGACUGUGAUUCAUUACCUUACUUCCAAGUUUUCUGUGGCAUGGAAGGGCCAUAAUUUGAAACUGGAGUAAAAGCUGUAAUGAUGAAUCAACCCCAUUGUAUGUAAUAUCUUACUUCCUUUUUUAAAGUCUUUGUUAAAUUUGAAAAUUAAUUUAUUAUUGUGUAUUUAUUAACGUAUCCCAUAACCUGUAGGAUGUUAUAUCAAUUUUACUGUAUACCAUAACUUAUAAGCUGUACAAUAUACCCUGUUCAUUGUUGUGGGGACAACAA
Lepidothrix coronata (blue-crowned manakin) is the source of this 4126-nucleotide messenger RNA. It is a transcript of the gene TBC1D30, whose product is annotated as TBC1 domain family member 30. Bases 49 to 2595 code for a protein of 848 amino acids. Lineage: Eukaryota; Metazoa; Chordata; Aves; Passeriformes; Pipridae. The record is from RefSeq and is a predicted model, not a curated record. Gene Ontology annotation, cellular component: endoplasmic reticulum. The transcript is spliced from 13 exons.